AUGGCCGGCUGCUGCUGCCUGUCAGCGGAGGAGAAGGAGUCGCAGCGCAUCAGCGCCGAGAUCGAGCGGCAGCUUCGCCGGGACAAAAAGGACGCGCGCCGCGAGCUCAAGUUGCUGCUGCUGGGAACUGGUGAAAGUGGCAAAAGCACCUUUAUCAAGCAGAUGAGAAUCAUCCAUGGGUCUGGCUACAGCGACGAAGACAGAAAGGGGUUCACGAAGCUGGUUUACCAAAACAUAUUCACUGCCGUGCAAGCCCUGAUCAGGGCCAUGGACACGCUGAAGAUACAGUACGUGUGUGAGCAGAAUAAGGAAAAUGCCCAGCUAAUCAGAGAAGUGGAAGUAGACAAGGUGACCACGCUCUCCAGGGACCAGGUGGAGGCCAUCAAGCAGCUGUGGCAGGAUCCUGGAAUCCAGGAGUGCUACGAUCGCAGGCGGGAGUACCAACUGUCAGACUCUGCCAAAUAUUACCUGACGGACAUUGACCGGAUCGCCAUGCCAUCAUUCGUGCCAACACAGCAGGAUGUGCUUCGUGUCCGAGUGCCCACCACUGGCAUCAUUGAGUAUCCGUUUGACCUGGAAAACAUCAUCUUUCGGAUGGUGGAUGUUGGUGGCCAACGAUCGGAAAGACGGAAAUGGAUUCACUGCUUUGAGAGUGUCACCUCCAUUAUUUUUUUGGUUGCUCUGAGUGAAUAUGACCAGGUGCUGGCUGAGUGUGACAAUGAGAACCGCAUGGAAGAGAGUAAAGCCUUAUUUAAAACUAUCAUCACCUACCCCUGGUUUCUGAACUCAUCAGUGAUUCUGUUCUUAAACAAGAAGGAUCUUUUGGAAGAGAAAAUCAUGUACUCUCAUCUAAUUAGCUAUUUUCCAGAAUACACUGGACCAAAGCAAGAUGUCAAAGCUGCCAGAGAUUUCAUCCUGAAGCUUUAUCAAGAUCAGAAUCCUGACAAAGAGAAAGUCAUCUAUUCCCACUUCACGUGUGCUACAGACACAGAGAAUAUCCGCUUUGUGUUUGCUGCUGUGAAAGACACAAUUCUACAACUAAACCUGAGGGAAUUCAACCUGGUUUAA
This is a messenger RNA of Budorcas taxicolor (takin), 1068 nucleotides long. It is a transcript of the gene GNA14, whose product is annotated as G protein subunit alpha 14. The coding region runs from base 1 to 1068 and encodes 355 amino acids. Gene Ontology annotation, biological process: adenylate cyclase-modulating G protein-coupled receptor signaling pathway; action potential; phospholipase C-activating dopamine receptor signaling pathway. NCBI's taxonomy places the organism in Eukaryota, Metazoa, Chordata, Mammalia, Artiodactyla, Bovidae. Gene Ontology annotation, cellular component: heterotrimeric G-protein complex. The record is from RefSeq and is a predicted model, not a curated record. The transcript has 7 exons. Gene Ontology annotation, molecular function: guanyl nucleotide binding; GTPase activity; G protein-coupled receptor binding.